AUGAAUUCACGUUUGUAUGAUGAACUCAUGAAUAAAUUUAAGAAUUAUAUUGACUCUUUCAAUACUUUAUAUCAACUCAAAACGGAAAACGAAGAAGAAAUUAAAAAAAUAUACAAAAAUAUCAAAACAAAUUUGAUUGAUUCAAAUAUAUUCUCUUCCAAAGAGAUAAUAACGGUUAUUUCACGCAUUCACAAAUAUAAUCGCAGAUAUAUUAAGUCGUAUUUCAAAUUAGCCGAGCUUAUUCAUGAAGAAUAUCAUCCAAAAGAUAUUGAAAGUGUUUCAUCUAUUUUCCAUGACUCAUAUUUAGAAGAUAUUUCUAUAGACAUACAUGGGGAAAUUGCAAUUUCGAAAGCAAUUAUUAAUGAUGACAUUAUUUCAUUUAUAAUGCAUACUGAAAGCGAAAAUUUUGAUGCAAAUAUGACUCUUCUACAAAGUCCACUUACUCGAAAUGAAACAUUUAGUUAUGGAAUUUCAUUACUUGAAUUGUGUUGUUUUCAUGGAGCAGUUAAAUGCUUCAAGUUAUUAAGAACAAAGUUUCAACUGGAAAUCACUCAAAAUUGCUUAAAAUACUCGUUUUUAGGCGGGAAUCCAGACAUCGUAAGUGAAUGUUUGAAAGAACAAGAUCCAGAUGAAGAAUGUAUGACAUAUGCAAUUAUAUCACAUAACAUUGAUUUCGUUGCAUUUUUAAUGAAUGAAUACCAUAUCACAUUAAAUCUAAAUGAAUGUAUUGAAUACUAUAAUCUUCAAGCAUUUUUUGUUUAUUUAAAUAGUACAAAAGAUUUUGGCACAUGUCUUGCAGUAUCCACACAAUAUAGCCUUCCAGAACUUUGUAAAUACUUGAUUUCUCAUGGUGCUGAUAUCAAUUCAACUGAUUCGCUUGGAUCUACCGCUCUACAUAAUGCUACAAGGUAUAAUCGGAAGGAAAUUGUAGAAUUUCUUAUAUCAGAAGGUGCUGAUGUCUAUGCAAUAAAUGAAUAUAAAGAAACACCUCUUCAUAUUGCAAUAGAAAAUAAUUUCGAAGAUUUAGCAGAAUUACUUAUUUCUCAUAUGUCAUAUGUAAACACAGCUAAUAAUAUAAGAAGAACAGUACUCCAUUAUGCUGCGGUUCAAAAUAAUAAGUUAAUAACAGAACUUCUUAUCUCACAUGGUGCUGAUAUUAACGCAAAAGAUUCUCAUGGGGAAACUGUAAUUCAAUGUGCAAUCAGAUUUCAUAGUAAAGAAGUCAUAGAAAUUCUAAUUUCACAUGGCCUUAGCCUAAAUGAAGAAACAAAUAUUGAUACUUCUUCACCCGAUAGUAUUGAACUUAAAAAACUCAAAGACAACUAUUUUGAUGAUAAAUCUGAAUCUUUUCUUCGAGAACUCUUAGGAAUAUAA
Molecule: messenger RNA, 1374 nt
Organism: Trichomonas vaginalis G3
Lineage: Eukaryota; Parabasalia; Trichomonadida; Trichomonadidae
Product: protein kinase protein
Exons: 1
Coding region: 1-1374 (457 amino acids)
Molecular function (GO): protein binding
Source: RefSeq, a predicted model, not a curated record